Molecule: messenger RNA, 4209 nt
Organism: Haplochromis burtoni (Burton's mouthbrooder)
Lineage: Eukaryota; Metazoa; Chordata; Actinopteri; Cichliformes; Cichlidae
Gene: syt2b
Product: synaptotagmin-2
Exons: 9
Coding region: 374-1675 (433 amino acids)
Biological process (GO): cellular response to calcium ion; calcium ion-regulated exocytosis of neurotransmitter; regulation of dopamine secretion
Cellular component (GO): axon; synaptic vesicle membrane; dense core granule
Molecular function (GO): phosphatidylserine binding; syntaxin binding; calcium-dependent phospholipid binding
Source: RefSeq, a predicted model, not a curated record
AAUGAGCAUGCAGUGCCGGGAAAUACAGCAGUGGACCUGCACCGGCUCUGAUGCUUGUGCUUAUUUCACUGUGUUAGAACAAUGUUAAUGAGUGUAUCCUCUCCUCCCUGCCCGAUCUGAGCACGCAUUAGCAACAAACUGAGUCUCGUUUAUGUGUGACUUCUAGGACAGAAACCUCCCCCAGGUGACACUGGGACCUGCUACUACUUUUUUUUCUUUUUUUGCAAUGUAUUUCAAGGGUGGGAUGAGUCAAAGGGCAGACUAUUAAGACUUCUCUCAUCUCUUUAAGAACAUAUCUGACCCUGUUUUCCGCUCUCCUUGGUUAGGAGGAAGCACAUCUCUCUGCAAGGGACGCUGUGCCUAGUCUUUGACAAUGAAGUUCAACUUGUUCAGACGGCCACAGGCCAUGGCAGCGGCCGAGCCCACCAGUGCCCCCACCAUGACCAUGGCUCCCACCUCAGCUGCCAUGUCCACCUCAGCACCAGAAACUUCUGGCUCGAACAAUACAGAGAUCAGCAAGAAUGACAUGUUUGAGGAGAUCAAGAGCAAAUUCUUGAAUGAAAUUGAUAAAAUCCCAUUGCCUCCGUGGGCUUUGAUUGCCAUUGCUGUAGUGGCAGCAUUGCUAAUCCUCACCUGCUGUUUCUGCAUAAUCAAAAAAUGUUGCUGCAAGAAGAAGAAGAACAAGAAAGGAAAGAAGGGAAAGGAUGGCUUCAACAUGAAGAACAUGCAGGGUGGUGAGACACAUCAGGAUGACGAUGAUGAUGAGGGAGAGACUGGACUGACAGAGGAAGAGAAAGAGGAAGAGGAGAAAGAGCAGGAGAAACUGGGGAAGCUGCAAUACUCUAUAGAUUAUGACUUUGAGAAUACAAAGCUGACAAUUGGUAUCCUUCAAGCUGCAGAUCUCAUGUCCAUGGACUCAGGUGGAACCUCAGACCCUUAUGUUAAAGUCCUGCUCUUCCCUGACAAGAAGAAGAAGUUUGACACCAAAGUGCACAAAAAAACACUGAACCCUGUCUUCAAUGAGACAUUUGUUUUCAAGGUACCCUAUGAGGAGCUUGGUGGAAAGACCUUGGUGAUGUCUGUUUAUGACUAUGACCGAUUUUCUAAACAUGAUGUCAUUGGAGAGGUAAAGCUGCCCAUGAACACCAUUGACCUUGGACGGCCUAUUGAGGAGUGGCGGGAUCUCGAGAGUGCUGAUCAAGAGGAGCCUGAGAAACUUGGAGAUAUCUGCAUCUCCCUUCGUUAUGUCCCCACUGCUGGAAAACUCACUGUCUGCAUCCUGGAGGCAAAGAAUCUGAAGAAGAUGGACGCCUGCGGUUUAUCUGAUCCUUAUGUAAAGAUCCAGCUGCUCCAGGGUGGUAAGCGUCUGAAGAAAAAGAAGACUACAGUGAAGAAGAACACCCUAAACCCAUAUUACAAUGAAUCCUUCAGCUUUGAAAUCCCCCUGGAACAGAUGCAGAAAAUCUUGGUGGCAGUCACAGUGUUUGAUUAUGACAAGAUAGGUAAGAAUGAUGCCAUUGGAAAAAUCUUCGUGGGCAGUAAGGCUACUGGCUUAGGUCUGAAGCACUGGUCUGACAUGCUGGCUAAUCCACGCCGUCCCAUUGCCCAGUGGCACCCAUUGCAGCCAGAGGAGGAAAUUGAUGGCCAGCUGGCAUCCUUGAAUGCAAAGAAGUAACACAUCUCACCAACCAGCUAAUGCACUAACUCAGAAAUCCAAUCUUCAUCCCUACUUUGCAUGAAUUUCAUGACUUCACACAUGACUAUUUGUCCUGCUCAAAAAAUAUAUAUAUAAAAAAAAAGACAUUGUAGAAUAUCUGAAACUCUUUUUGAGCAUCACAUUUCCCACAUUAAUGUAUGCUGAGAAGAAUGGUGUUGAGUUACCGGGUGACUGGUUAAUGAAUGAUCGACUUUUAGUCUUUCCUUCAUUUGAAGAAUCUCAUUCUUAGGGUGCUGACACUGAAUGGAAGUAUUGGUGAAGACAAUGCUGGAUAUAUAUAAAAAAAAGGCUUUAGUUUAGUUUAUAGAGCAUGCUUUACUUACCUCCCCACUGCUCUGCGUGCAUCACGCCCAGUAUUGUGUCUUGCUAAUAACUGUGCUUUAACUUGCAAUAGAAAGUACUCUAAUUUGGGGUUAUUUCCUGCAUAAAGUUUGUCUUAAGUCUAUCAAUGCGAAGAGAUUCAAGUGCAGAUGAUUCAGGUUGAGAUCAAUGAAUGCAACAAUCAAUUCUGGAAUAUGUAUGACAUUUUUCUUGAUUUUAUCAGCUCACAUAUGAGAUGGUGCAAACAGUGCAGCAGAACCAUAUAGCAGGGAUGAUGCAGUUGUCUGACUUAAGUUGCUUGUUUUGUGUUGCCACGAAGGCCCAUCUAUGCAUUUAGCUUCAACCCACAUUUCUGUGUCUUCAGACAGGUGUAAUGUAAGACAGGAAUACAAGGGUGCCUUCCUGAUAUGACACUUUGAGAAGUAGUGCAGGUUUUAUUGUUUAUUUUAAAGUGGUUGAAUAUUGUUCAAAAUGUGUCAGGGACACUGUGAAUGUGCCAUUUGAAAUCUGGCUAUGUUGACCACUUGGAUGUAAAACCUUACUUAUCCAUUGUAGAAGUAAGGCACUAAAAAGGAUUACCAAUGAUGCUGAAAACAGUACUGACUAUGCUUCUUUGAUUUCUGUUGUUUAGUAAAAGACAGUGCCAUUUUGGUUAUUAUGUUUUGACAUUCAUUAAAACGAUUCCACGUCAUUGGCUGAUGUUGUAGUUCUACUGUAAUUCACUUCAAUAUUUCUGUAGUUUCUGCUGAAACAACAUGAGGAUUUCUGUCAAAGACGAAAUGUUUUUAUAGAUUAUUGAAUUUGAAAUGUAAGAUGUAGCUUUGAUUUUUAAAAGGAAGUAUUAAUGAGGUUUGUAGAAUCUAAACAUAGCAACUGUAUCAUCAAACGUAUACAAUACACACAUCCUGGACCAUCUGCUUGAACCAAAUAGAGCUGCAGAAUAGAGCAUGUAUCAUGCCUCGCAGUAUUUUGUCUUGUUUGAAUCACUCGGUCGGGACACAAGCUUUUUGAUCCUGGAGACAAAGUGCUGCAAUAUGGUGAUGUUGAAACUUGUAGGCAAAUUAUUAGUGCAAUGUUUAGUGGCUUGGAAGCAAAAAAGGACACAAAGAAUUGAUUAUUAUAAGGGAAUGACUGAGGAUAGAACAUUUAAAAUGUUGACAUUUAAAUUCCACUGAAUUUACCAAUGACCUGAUCUCUUUCCUGUAGCAGCUCCUCUUAACUGAAGAAUCAUGACUGUCCCCAUAUUGGUUUCUUUGAGUUAAAUGUAGACAUAUGUAGGAUUAAAAUUGUCAUUUAUUGCAGGAACCUUAAAAAACCCAAAAAAUAGCUUUAGAAAAUGGAUGACACUUUCUCUAAUCACACGUGAUGACAACCUGAACCUGAAAAAUCUUCCGAAUUUACCGGGAGGGAAAAGAGUCAGUAUCACUUUCUUAUAAUUCAAAUCAUUGUAACUGAAAUCAUUAUUAAUGACAACUAAUUUCUGGCUUCAAACACUGAAGCCUCUCUGUUGUUGCGUUUCACUGCUUGCGUAGGUAAUUUUGGAUUCUGAACUGGCCAUGAAUUGAUGGAACUGGACACAUGUCCAGGGUUUUACCCCAUCUCUUGUGGAUUAUCUCCAGGGAUUGGCUCCAGCCCACUCAUCCACUCAACCCAAGUUGAUACAUUGAUGUUAUCAGUGAAUUCUAAGUGAGACAAAAUCAGGGAAUCUGUGUUUUGUGAAUUACUUUCUUUAAAUCAAAAAAUCCAAAAUCAGAUCUUGGGAGGCCAACACAUUAAAAUAUUUUCUCAGAAUUUCAGAAACUGGAAAAAAUGAACUCAUAGAAACUUGUGUCUACAUUUAGUGCUUUUAAAUGUCAACAUAGAUUUUUCAGGACAUUUUUAUAAGGGGGCAGUUUGUUUAAAAAAGAAAAUGUUAAGGCAGUCGUUCGUAUGCAUCCACGUCGCCAGCAGAAGUAUCUAAUGGUGAGCAGCGGCACAUUGACAGGUUCAUCCACAGUACUUCUUUACAAUUGUUAACAUAUGCAUCACGCAAAAUUUGUUAAUAGGCUACAGCAUGUAUUUACAAGAUGAUGUAAAUAGCGGCAUGUUUUAAAGAGGAACCAUAAUUAUAUUGUGUAUGUGUGUUUGUGUUCUGUGUCAUUUUUAUAAUAAAACAGAGUAUAAAAAAAGGA